AGUCCCCCACUCACAUUACCCACUUCACAAAAUAACUUUUGAAUCCCAAGAAAUGAAUCCACUUUUUUUUUCUCUCUUGACUGACUGAUUACUUCUGAUUUUGUCACUUUAUUCUUUUUCACUUUCUUAUUUAAAUUCACAUAUUACUCUCUGCUACACAAAAACAAAAACAAAAACAAAAUGAGUGAUCUUCACUCCAUUGCUUAUAGCAGCAGCCAUAGCUCUUCUCUAGCUUGGGAAUUGCAAAAUCUUGGAGUUUUCAACGCAGACACAUCUCAAUUGAUGAUGGAGAACACCCCACCAUUUUUUUCACCUCUUGAAGCUGAUUAUUCAACUGGGUAUUUGCAAGAUGCUUUGUUUGAAUUCAGCUCUAAACGAAGAAGAUUGCUUCUAUUUCCUGAAGAUGACACCAAAGGCUGCAACAAUUCUAUUGAGCAUUCUUAUGAAAGUUAUGAUGCAUUCAGCCAAAUAAGCAAGUGCGAUAACUUCAAUCCAGGUAUGAGCAGAUCGGUGAGCAUUAUGAGUGAGGAUGCAUCACUUUUCACUGACAUGAAAACAUCGCAAGAGGCAAUCUCAGCCUUUCAAAUAUAUGAUUCUUCAUCACUCAACACUCAACCCACAUCUGACAAACAAUCCCUAUAUUCCAUACAAGUACAACCCAUAUUUUCUUCCGGUGCGGGUGGCGAAAAGAGGUCGAAGAAGAGAGUGAUAGAAGAGGUUGUGUAUCCGUUUGAUUUCGUUAAACCGGGAGGAUUCGAAGGGGAUUUAACAUUGAACGACAUAAACGAGAGGAUUCUGAUGCCUCCGAGUAGGCCAGUACGACAUCCGGUCGGGAAUUUUGCUUGCAGGCCAUUAGUGUCAUCUGCCGAUGGCCCAGGUUUAUCUGGCAAGGCUGUGGUGGCACUCACCAGAAUUCACACUCAAGGGAGAGGUACAAUCACAAUUAUCCGGACUAAAGGUUAAGGAUUAAAAAUUACAUAUGUUUUGUCAGUAAAAUAGAUUUUGAAUCAAUGAAUAUAAUAUAUAGUACUGUGUGAACGAAGGAAAUUUAUGUGA
Messenger RNA from Olea europaea var. sylvestris, 1056 nucleotides. RefSeq names its product protein XRI1-like. Bases 181 to 963 code for a protein of 260 amino acids. The record is from RefSeq and is a predicted model, not a curated record. Gene Ontology annotation, biological process: male meiotic nuclear division; female meiotic nuclear division. Lineage: Eukaryota; Viridiplantae; Streptophyta; Magnoliopsida; Lamiales; Oleaceae. The transcript is spliced from 5 exons.